Molecule: messenger RNA, 363 nt
Organism: Aspergillus costaricaensis CBS 115574
Lineage: Eukaryota; Fungi; Ascomycota; Eurotiomycetes; Eurotiales; Aspergillaceae
Exons: 5
Coding region: 1-363 (120 amino acids)
Source: RefSeq, a predicted model, not a curated record
AUGAAGUUUUUGACUAUCCUCUCCACCGCCCUCUUCGUCGCCUUUGUGGCAGCUAACCCUGCCAACGAGGAUAUGGCGAAGCGACAGAUGGAGCAAAACCAAUCUGCCUCAACUUCAAUUCAUCUGCUGCAGCUAACAUCUGGCCAAUUACCUUCUUUUAUCACGCCAUUCUCUCUGCAGUCAGAGCUUCGGGGUACUGCUAUUUUCCUCGCACAGGGUGGACUGACCAAUGUUCCGAGACACAGAGAAAGUGUGCUUCUUGGACCUGCAUCACCCUUCCACGUUGCCCAGAUUAACAGUACUGAGCGCUUAGCUACUGCAGGCCUGACGAGCCAGAUGAACGCACUGAAUCAGCACAACUGA